AUGAGAGGCCAGCGACGGAUCUGCGAAUGCACCCAGCGCCUUAAGGAGGGUGUGGAGGUGAUCGGGGAGAUCUCGGACGGAAACAGCGAGGACAUCCAGGAGCUGCGACUAGGUCAAAUCGAGUUCGAGAAGGCUGGAGAUCAAGGAGCUUUGCAUUCAAGACUCGGACAGCAAUUUCAGACGCUCUGGUACACGUCCGACGGGAUCGAUACCAAGGAAAUCUGGGCGAGGCUGCUGACAUUGCAGUCGCCGUUUUCGAGACUGCGGAAUACCUAG
Molecule: messenger RNA, 276 nt
Organism: Anthostomella pinea
Lineage: Eukaryota; Fungi; Ascomycota; Sordariomycetes; Xylariales; Xylariaceae
Source: the annotation of a GenBank genome assembly